Saccoglossus kowalevskii is the source of this 1314-nucleotide messenger RNA. Its product is annotated as ankyrin-3-like. Lineage: Eukaryota; Metazoa; Hemichordata; Enteropneusta; Harrimaniidae. The record is from RefSeq and is a predicted model, not a curated record.
AUGUUCGAGGCUUUAGUGAUGGAGGUAGUGGAAGAUAUCAAUGGUUGUGACGACAAAGAACGCACUGCACUACACUUUGCAGCUAUGCGAAAUAACCUAAUAUAUGUCCAGAUUUUACUUAAACAUGGCAUAGAUGCAAACCUACAAGACCGUGCAGGUAAUAUAGCACUGCAUUAUGCUGUUACAAAAAACAAUCCGGAAAUGGUAUCUACAUUGAUAGAACAUGGCUCUGUCGUGGGUACUGAAAAUGCCAAUGGUUUUCCAGCUUUGCAUUUAGCAGUAAGAGACUGUAACGUGCAAUGCAUCAAGAUACUGUUGCAGCAUGGAGCAAAUCCGAAUAAAAGAUAUUCUAUGUUCAAUAGAGUUUUUCAUGAGAUAAACUGUGUUAAAAAAGACAGCACCGAAAGCUUAGAGCUGCUACUAAAGUUUGGUGCCAAAACAGAAGUCCUUGACACUAAAAGUCUAACGCCACUGCAUUGGGCAUGCCAGGGGGGGAAUUUUCCCUUUGCUAAAAUGCUGCUAGAUUAUGGGGCAAAGGUUGAUUAUGAAAGCCCCGAGACCAGAGGACUUCGUGGUAAAAUUACACCAUUGCGAUAUGCUGUAAUGAACAGUGAACCUGAACUUACAAAACUACUAUUGGAGCACGGCGCAGAUCCCAAUAAAUGUGAUGCUAGAGGCAAUACUGCCCUGCAUGUUGCAGCUCAACAAAGCUGUAGAGAAAUCGUACAGCAACUGCUAGAAAAGGGAGCUAAUGUUCAAGUGAAAAACUUUGACGGUCAUCAACCACUCCACCGUGCCUGUAUUUGUAGUAAUGACUCAGAUUUGAUUCGUCUGUUGCUUCAGCAUGGAGCAGAUCCAAAUGCUGUGAAUGAGAAAAUGGAAGUACCCAUACAUGGCUUGUUGUGGAAGUAUGGUCGGGCCCCCAUUGACAAGGCAGAUACCAAUGACGCUAAUCUGAGAGAAAAGAUACUUAUUCUCCUUAACCAUGGGGCACACUUCAAUCUCUGCAAUGAUCAAAAUGACCCAUUCAGUAUCAUUAACAACUUGAGAAAGUUGGAAACUUUGCCUCAGAGUCUACAUCUGCUCCUAGAGGCUUCUGAUUCCGUCAACUUCUACGACAGCAAAGGCUCUACGCCACGUCAAGCCAUUCAUUCAAGCAUAAAGGACAAAUUAAAAGAGAUGACAUCAAUGCCAAGGUCGCUAAAACAAAAAACUAGAGUAUGCAUACGCAAUGCCUUAGAAAUGAGAGUUGCCACUGAUGUUGAAUUUCUGCCAAUACCACAUUCACUGAAGCAAUACAUUUUAUACAAGUAA